CUUACUCCAACAACCUACUCCUUGUCCAUGAACCUUCUCUUUAGUCCUCCGUAUAGUUCCAUCCUCAGCAUCCUGAAACCUGGAUCAGAUGCAAUAUUUCAGGAUAUUUUUUUCAUUUUUUAAGUUUUGUUUCUUUUAUUUAUUCAUAAUUUGGUGUUGUGCUUUCUAUUUAUUUAUUUUUUAAUGUGUGUUAAUUGAAAGUCGCUCACCAACGCAUUUUUAAUUUAUAACUCUCACUAAGUCUGUGUAGUUUUAUGGUCGUGUUUCAGUUCCUCCUGCUGUCGGCAGAGAACUGUACACUCCAGAGUCUUAAAAAGCGUCAAAGUGAGAUGUCUCGCGCCUCGCGCUCCCUGAAGGCAGCAGCUAACAGCGCGAGCUAAUCCGGCUAGCAGCUGUGAUGGCGGAGCUGCAGGCCUCCUCGAGCCAGCCGGGGCUGAAGGCUGACGGCCUGGCCGAUGUCAUUCAGAGGGCCCGGCAGAUGGUGGGUAAGAUUGGUGGAGAAAACAUGCCCCACCUCAACAGCUCCUCAGGAAGCGUGGAGCCCUCUCUGUACUACCAGAAACGAGGCGGAGAAGAUGGAGUAGGUAACCAGCUACCAGCCAUGGGCCAUCAAAGAGUCAUCACAGAGGAUUACAAGGUUCCAGACAGAAUGGUGGGCUUCAUUAUUGGUCGAGGAGGAGAACAGAUCACACGGAUCCAGCUGGAAUCGGGGUGUAAGAUCCAGAUAGCAGCCGACAGCGGCGGUCUGAUGGAGCGGCCGUGUUCGCUGACUGGAACUCCAGAGAGCAUCGAGCAGGCAAAGCGACUGCUUGUCCAGAUCGUGGAGCGCUGCAGGAACGGCCCUGGUUUCCACGGCGACGGCGAGGGCGGGACCUCUGUGCAGGAGAUGCUGAUCCCAGCCAGCAAAGUGGGGCUGGUGAUCGGCCGAGGAGGAGACACCAUCAAGCAACUGCAGGAGCGAGCCGGGGUGAAGAUGAUGAUGAUCCAGGACGGCCCCAUGCCCACAGGAGCCGACAAGCCGCUGCGCAUCUCAGGCGACCCCUACAAAGUGCAGGCAGCACGGGAGCUGGUGUUGGAGGUGAUCCGAGAGAAGGACGGGGACUUCAGAUCGGGACGCAGCGACUUUGGCGUCCGACUGGGAGGAACCAGCCUGGACGUUCCUGUUCCCAGGUUUGCCGUUGGCAUCGUGAUCGGCAGAAAUGGAGAAAUGAUCAAGAAGAUCCAGAACGAUGCUGGAGUCCGGAUCCAGUUUAAGACGGACGACGGCAUCAGUCCUGAGCGUGUUGCCAUGGUGAUGGGUCAGCCAGACCGCUGUCAGCACGCCGUCCACCUCAUCAACGACCUGAUCCAGACCGCACAGGAGCGUGACGGCUUCGGCUCCACCCUGCGCAGUGGUCGGGUCAGAGGUCGCGGUGACUGGACAAUGGGCUCUCCAGGUCCUCUCCAGGAAGUAACCUACACCAUUCCUGCUGACAAGUGCGGCCUGGUCAUCGGGAAAGGUGGAGAAACCAUAAAGAGCAUAAACCAGCAGUCUGGAGCUCACGUGGAGCUGCAGAGGAACCCACCUCCCUCCACCGACCCCAACACGCGGGUCUUCACCAUCAGAGGCACCGCCCAGCAGAUGGAAGUGGCCCGUCAGCUCAUCGAUGACAAGAUCGGGGGCUCAGGAAUCGUGAGUAACGGAGGUUUUGGCUUCAGCGCUUUCACCCAGGGCCCCACCGCACAUCAGAACUGUGGCAGCGGUCAGACCUUCCUGACUGGAGUUUGGGGGAACACCUACCAGACCAGCUGGCAGAACCCUGGACAACAAGAUCCAGGUCACAGUUUGGCUCAGACAGGACAGAUGGACUACUCCAAAGCAUGGGAGCAGUACUAUAAAAAGUUAGGUCAGCAGAACCAGCCGCAGAGCGUGAUGACGGACUACAGCAAAGCGUGGGAGGACUACUACAAGAAACAGAGUCAGUCUUCCCAGCAGAGUUCGGUGCCAGACUACACUGCAGCGUUAGCAGAAUACUACAGACAGCAGCCCUACCUGUGGAACCCCGCCCAGAUUCAGGAUCACUAAAGGCUCCUCCCUCAGCGACUCAGGGCCUUAGAUCGUCACCAAUGGCAAACAAGUGUGGGUUUUCAGCGCCGCUCUGCCACUUCCUCCUCCUUUUUGUAGAGAAACUAAGGAUUAACUAAAAAUCAUGAACUCUUUUCUUUCUGUUUUUUAACCUGACGACAGUGAAAGGUUUUCAGGCAGAUUCUGUUGGACUAGCCUCUGGUGUAGACCUGUUUUUCUUUUCCUUUUUUAUCAAACUUGAACGCAAAUAUAUUUCAGUGUGACUUUGAACAAAGCAAAUCCCGUAUAAUCUAUUUUGUUUAGUUUUAUUUUUCUGAUAAGAAAACAGUCAAAGGUUUAGCAGUCUUGAGUUAAAGAAUCAGUUAUUGUUAUUUUGUUUAUGGUAUUGUUUUACGGCAUGCGUCAGAUUGUGUGUUUUCUUUUUUGUAUUUUCUGCAUAGAUAUAUUUUAAUAGCGUCGGAUGGCAAUGUGAUGUUUUAUCGACAAAGACAGAAGUGUAUUUUGUACUAAAUUUUUGCUUGCAGCGUCUGUUUGUUCUCGACCUAAUUUUACCGUUUAGUCGCCAUCUUGAAGGUGCAAUGACGCAUUUUUCUGUUUUGGUUUGAUGAUAAUUCUUAUUCCUGUAUCUCUAUAAUGAUAUCUUUAGGUUUUAUUAUGUGAUGAUGAAUAAAUGACGAUUUCUAUUGCGUUGUCUAAAGCCAGAUCUCUCUGUGGUCAAACGCUUGGUGUGCUCACAGAAUUUAACCUUCAGCCGACCCCUCCCCCAACAAACUUUUGUUUUUUUAAAGUGGUAUCUGCUUUAUUCUAAGUAAGAGUUAAUUUUGUUUUUUUUUGCUCUGCAUUUUUACUGUGCUGUUAUUAUUUUUGGACAAGCUGAACUUGUAAGCUGUGCUAGCAUUAGCGAACAAGCACAAAGUAACGAGUUGUGUGUUACCUCAGCCGUGUGCGUAUUUCUGUCUGUUAGCUAAACGAAUGCCUUAAAAGUUCAGGACGACAUCAGGAUUCCACAGAAUGUUUGUUACAGAUGUGAAGUGAACGAACGCCGGAACAAAAUCCAUUUCUAAACUCGUGCUAACAUCGAUUUGUUUUUGUUUUUUGAUUACGUUGUGAUGUGUUGUUGUAGAGAACAAAACAGGUAAAAGGUUUAGGUUCAAUAAUAUAUUUAAAAAAUGUGAAAGCUGUUGAAACAUUUCUGAUUCAUUCUCGAUGCUGUAAGCUACAUUUCACACCCCUGGAAACGGCUUUGAUGCUUUACUGUCUGCUAACAUCUAAUAAUGAGUCGGCGUUUUCCAACUGCAUUCACCCAAACUGAAUUUAAAAUUAAAAUACUUUAAUGUUGCAUAAACUGUGGGGAAAAAACACCAGACUAAACCUUCGUUGGCAUGAACUAUUUUAAAUGUCGGGCCUUUUUGGGCCAAAAUUAGUGACUUGAGCUGCUGAGAGUAACGAUUGGCUGUCCUCUUAGCGUGGGCUCAGCAGAUGUAGCGUUUACUGAAUACGUCGGACAUGUUGGCUCGUCGGUGUUUGAUGCUAGCUCGUACCCGUGGGAGUUAGCGGCGUGUUUUCGUGCUGAAUUAUUCUCAGAUUUACAGUUGUUUCUCCUGUAUACUUGCACCAUUGUAAAUGUAUUCUUCUUUGUCUCAUUUUUCAAACCAGCAGAACUUUGGAUCUACUGAAUGUUUAAUGCACAUUUGUUAAAAUUUGAAGUGUUAUUAUUGCAUUUUAUUUUUUUAACUUAAGUCCUGCAGUGAUAUUUUAAGUCAGACAGUUGUAUCUUGAAGUAUGAUUCCAACUCUCAUGUUAGCAUCAGGGGUUUCAGUCCGUUAGCCAAACAUUGUGCAUUACUUUAAUCAGCUGUGCACGUGCUGAGGCAAGAUUUUGCUAGUUUGCCAACAUUUGAUGAAUUUCUUUGCUUUUUUUUGUAUCUUAAAGGUAUGUAAUUCCAGCCCGCGCGGUGUUUCCUUGCGUCGUGUGGGAGUCUAAACUCUUGUGCGUGGGUGCUUGUUAGCGAACUUGGUCAGACCACAGAGAGGUUUGUCUUGUUUCGGGAGAUCUGGUUGUUGUGGAAUAAAUGGUUCUUCUAACUGUAUGUGUGACGAUGAUAAAUGACACCAAUAAAACAGCGUUCUCCUUUUCAGGGGUUUAUUUAAAUUGGAUGAAUAUUUAGUUUGAGAUACUGUGGUUUGAUGAAAAGUUUCCCCUCUGGUGGGCGCUCUCCUGUUUUAAAAGAAAUCAAUAGUGUUUAAUUCAUGUCUCACCAACAGUGUGUUUAUUCUCAAGACUGCUAGACUAAUCUCAUCUGUCUGUUUAGGCCAGGUUCAACGUUGGUUGAUUUUCCGUUUUUGGACUUUUCUGUUUUUGGACCAGAAGCAUAUCCAGCUAACCACUGUCCUCAAACGUGUAGAAGUCCUGGUCCUCGUGGCUGCGGCCGUUCUGUCGGCUGGAAGGUUGCUCCAACCGCUGGCAUGGACUUUGGUCUGGACUCAGUUCUUGGUUCCGAACUUGCCGAGGACUGUUUGGACCAAUUGUGCCCCACAAGUGGAUCGCGUGCGGCCGGACGGACGGACGGACCUGUCCUGUCCCCUCUAAAGCUUCCUGGUCCUAACCUCUGGUCAUGUGGGGGGGUGGUGGGCUUCUGGUUUGUGGUUUCUGUUCUUUUUCUAAUGGACUCAUGUCCUAACUGUAACCUGCAGAUUUUUCUAUUAGAUUCUAUUCAUUAAUAGGCUUGUGUAUGAACCCGAGCCACAGCUGUUGGUGGCCAAGAACGAUGAUGAUGAUGAUGGCUAAUAAACAGGCUCAUUCUUC
Molecule: messenger RNA, 4870 nt
Organism: Oryzias melastigma (Indian medaka)
Lineage: Eukaryota; Metazoa; Chordata; Actinopteri; Beloniformes; Adrianichthyidae
Product: far upstream element-binding protein 3
Biological process (GO): regulation of DNA-templated transcription
Cellular component (GO): cytoplasm; nucleus
Molecular function (GO): mRNA binding
Source: RefSeq, a predicted model, not a curated record